Molecule: messenger RNA, 1401 nt
Organism: Fulvia fulva
Lineage: Eukaryota; Fungi; Ascomycota; Dothideomycetes; Mycosphaerellales; Mycosphaerellaceae
Product: Transcription factor sdnS
Exons: 2
Coding region: 1-1401 (466 amino acids)
Biological process (GO): DNA-templated transcription
Molecular function (GO): zinc ion binding; DNA binding
Source: RefSeq, a predicted model, not a curated record
AUGUCCGAUAUCUUCAAGAAACGCAGCUCUUGGUGGGCAUUAUAUCGCGAGACGCUCGGCCUUGUUUGGACAGAUCCAGACCGCGACACACUCAAGUCCUUUGCUCUCCAAGCACUGAAAGAUGGCCAUCCCACUCAGAUUGGUCUCCUAUUGGUCAGCUUUGCGAUCAGUACUGGAGAUGCACAGAAAUAUUUGCCACCCGUGGAGCGACAUAUCCUACACAGCAACGACUGGGCUGGAAGCGAAUAUGGCAUGAGCUGCCUCGUAGCACUUGGACUGUGCUAUAUGAGCUCCCUCCAGCCUCGCAGGGCGUGGAUGGUGUAUCGACGGGCGAUCAGUCUGCUGCAGUUGAAUGGUCUCCACAUCAGACGAAAGACGGAGAAGCAAGAGCUGCUCUUCUGGCAACUCUUUCAUGCCGACAGAUGGGUCAGUCUGAUGAUCGGCUUGCCGUAUAUGGUCCCAGAUCACUUCUGUGAUGCGACUGUGGCCCCAUUGUCGCAGCUAGGACCCUCCAUAUGGUCGUACAGGAAGCUCGGCUUGGUGACUGCGCGAGUCAUUGACUGUCUUCAGGCUGUCAAAGGACCGAUGCUCUCGGUCGCCCUCCAGAUCGAAGAUGAGCUGGAAGAGAUCCAAGCUCAGCUGCCUGCUCAGUACCUGGAUCUGGCUGACAUCAAAGCCUGUGCGGACAGUGAUGACAAGCUGACCAGACUCUAUCGAGUGAUUCACUACUACCAGCUGAAGAUAUACAUCCACCUCCCUUUUCUCCUCCGAUCGGCCCAUGAGGCGAAGUACGAAUACAGUCGCAAGAGCUGCAUAGACGAUUCCAGGAAGCUUGUGGAAGCAUAUCUGGAAAUCUUCGACGCCUCGCCGAGCGCUGCGUUCGAUGGACUUGUGCUGAACUUCGUCGCUUUCACUGCCACUGUCGUCGUGCUGCUGGGUCUUACCGGCUAUGGUCGUUCUGAGGGAUCGCAGUAUGUGCUCCCGCAAGCUCAAGUGGAACACGACUGGCAGAUCAUAUAUCGAGUUGAGACUGCACUCGAGGAGGGUGCACAUACUGAGCCUGCUCAGCUUUUAUGCAAGAAGUGCUUCACUGCACUUGAUUCUCUGAUGCUAAGCGCUCUUGGCCAGGGUGGCAAAAAUCCUCGACAAGUUAUCAUACCAUACUUCGGGACACUCUCGCUCACGCGCACGAAUUUGAGCAGCACGUUGACCCCAUCCAACGGGCACAAUGUCCACCCUGCCGUCAGACCAGACAAUACCGGUGCCCGAGCGAAGAUUCACAUCGAGAGGACAGCAGCAACAAGCCAGAUCCCGCAAGCUCCCCUCCUACGUAACACAUAUCCUGCCGAUCAUGCGGAAAGCUAUACAUUGCUCGGUGCACUCGCAAUCCCAGGCGUGUGA